CCUUCUCACAAUCUUACAGCCCAGCUAGCUAAGCUAGGGGAGCAUUGGUCCCUGGGAGCCAGCACAGCUAGCACACCAGCAGCGGCAUGAUAUAUAUGGGAGCAAAAGCUGGAUAGAUAGAUAUGUGGAUACGUGGAUCAAGCAUCUUAGUUUAGCUUAACCCAGCACUCACGCAGCACAAAAAAAGCAGCACCACCACUAGUUGUUUCUUCGUGGUGUCAAUUGCUCAGCUCGAUCGAUCGAGGUGUCUUGAAUCCCGGCUGCCAUGGCGAACUACCGGCUCGGCGGCGGUGGCAACGGGCACUACGAGAUGGCGGCAGCAGCGGCUGCGGCGUGGAGGGAGCCGGAGAGCCCGCAGCUGAGCCUCAUGAGUGGGUGCAGCUCCCUCUUCUCCAUCUCCGGCCUGCGCGACGAUGACGCCGACCUCCACCUCCUCACCGGCGCGCGCUCGCUGCCGUCCACGCCGGUCUCGUUCGGCGGGUUUCCUGGCGGCGAUGAGGUCGACAUGGAGCUGCGGCAGGGCGGCGGGAGCAGCGGCGAGGACCCGAGGACCAUCCGGAUGAUGCGGAACAGGGAGUCCGCGCUGCGCUCAAGGGCCAGGAAGAGGGCAUAUGUGGAGGAACUCGAGAAGGAGGUUCGACGUCUGGUGGAUGACAACCUCAAGCUGAAGAAACAGUGCAAAGAGCUGAAGCGGGAAGUGGCCGCCCUGACCCUGCCCACCAAGAGCUCUCUCCGGCGAACCUCGUCCACCCAGUUCUGAAAGGGGAUCAGACGGCCCAAGACGCAGAGCAGAAGUGCAUUUUGGCAGUACAAAUUUAGGAGAAAUUUAAUCAAACCUGUGAAAAUUUCGUCUACAGUGUGUGUGUAUACCUAUGUACAUGAUCGAUCCAAACCUAUAAAUGCUCUUGGGCCUUUUUGUGCG
Molecule: messenger RNA, 922 nt
Organism: Triticum dicoccoides
Lineage: Eukaryota; Viridiplantae; Streptophyta; Magnoliopsida; Poales; Poaceae
Product: protein FD-like
Exons: 3
Coding region: 266-760 (164 amino acids)
Biological process (GO): positive regulation of DNA-templated transcription
Cellular component (GO): nucleus
Molecular function (GO): DNA-binding transcription factor activity
Source: RefSeq, a predicted model, not a curated record